UGUCGCUGCCGGGUGUCACGGCCGUCGCGCUCUACCGCUGCUCGGCGCCGGAGACCAACGUCGACUACAUUGGUAACAACAUUGGAACUGCGGCGUCGCCAACGUACGUGCGCUGCUGCGAGCUGUGCCGCAACACGGGCGGGUGCAGCGCGUUCUCGUGGGCCAGCGGCGUGUGCUACUUGAAGAGCGCCAAGGGGGCGACGACGAACGCGGCUGGUGUCAUCUCGGCCACGGUGCUCUAG
This is a messenger RNA of Saprolegnia diclina VS20, 242 nucleotides long. RefSeq lists its product as hypothetical. Gene Ontology annotation, molecular function: protein binding. Lineage: Eukaryota; Oomycota; Saprolegniomycetes; Saprolegniales; Saprolegniaceae. Gene Ontology annotation, cellular component: extracellular region. The record is from RefSeq and is a predicted model, not a curated record. The annotation marks the transcript as partial. Gene Ontology annotation, biological process: proteolysis. The transcript has a single exon.